AUGGGCGGCCUAAGUGCAGGAGACGCCGUCUCCCAGCCCGUUUCCCCGAUGUCGCACCGGAGGCGUGGGAUCCUGAGUCGAUCCCACUCUUCGCAAAAUGUCGAAGGGUCCGAUGAGUAUUCACCGUUGCUCGGAAGGUCGAGGUCACGGAUCAGCGAGGCCGGCUUCACGGGUCGCCGCCGUGAACGGAGAAGACCUGCAAAUAACUCUAGAGCCCGUUUGGAUUCCCGCAACCCCUCAUGGCAGUCUCGGGUGAUGCACGCCUUGGCCGACCAUCCUAGCUUUGCAGAGUCGAAGCGAUCCCUCCUCCCCGACGAACGAGUAUGGUAUGAUCAGUUUACAAGCACCGAUUGGGUCCACGACGCUAUCGCCGACUCUCAUCGAGUCAAGAACCUACGAUUAAGAAAGGAUUUUUGGGGCCGUAUUCGCGUGAUCCUCGAUGGUGUACAGGGGUGGAUUCUAAGCGCCUUGUCUGGCUUUGUCAUUGCCAUAGUCGCCUAUGUCGUCAAUGUUUCCGAGGGCGCGGUCUUUGACUACAAAUUUGGAUAUUGUACGCGUGUCUGGUACAUCACGGAAAAGAAAUGCUGCCCCAAGGGCAAGUGUGAGGACUGGAAGGAAUGGUCUGAUAUCUUCCAGAACGACGUGUUGGGGGCACCAUGGACCGGAUUCAUCAUUUACCUCAUUGGGGUUGUGUCACUAUCCUGCCUUGCAUGCUACGUGACACUCUUCACUAAAACCGUUGUCCCUUCGUCAUACCGCCUUGCUACACUGGACGAAAAUCUUGGUGCACAAGAUGUCUCGACGCCGCCAGAGGAGGCAUCGACUGAUGACGACGUGAGCACCCCUCGGCAGUUCACUGAAUCGGUCCCCGAAAACCCGCCGAUGGUCUAUUAUACUGCGGCAGGCAGUGGUGUCGCCGAGGUCCGUGUUAUUCUGAGCGGAUUUGUCUUGCACGGCUUCCUUGGUCUCAAGACGCUGCUGUUCAAGUCGUUUGGGUUGAUUCUGAGUGUUGCUUCUGGCUUGAGUCUGGGCAAGGAGGGUCCCUAUGUCCACAUUGCGACCUGUAUUGGUAACAUUGCCUGUCGACUAUUUUCCAAGUACGAUCGGAAUGAUGCCAAGAGACGAGAGGUCCUUUCCGCAGCAGCCGCGGCCGGCGUCACUGUCGCCUUCGGUGCUCCUUUAGGCGGUGUUCUAUUCAGUCUAGAGGAAGUCUCGUACUUUUUCCCACCAAAGACCCUCUUCAGGACUUUCUUUUGCUGCAUCAUCGCUGCCCUCUCACUAAAGUUCCUUAACCCAUACGGAACGCACAAGAUUGUCAUGUUCGAGGUUCGAUACCUCGUUGACUGGGAAUUCUUCGAACUUUCCAGUUUCAUAUUGACUGGUGUCCUUGGAGGUGCACUGGGGGCGCUCUUCAUCAAGGCCUCUAAGCACUGGGCACAGAACUUCAGAUCAAUCAAGGUUAUCAAGGCGUACCCGAUGCUCGAAGUUGCCCUAGUGGCGCUCGUCACAGGUGUCCUCAGCUAUUGGAACGUUCUUACGUCGCUUCCUGUAGCCAAGCUUCUGCUGAACCUGGCCGCACCUUGCGACGACCCCGCAGUUGAUCGGUACGGAUUGGGACUGUGCCCUAGUUCGGUAGAGGACAUACCCGACAUCCUUGUGAAGCUGUCUGUUGCAUUCUUGAUCAAGUCCUGCCUGACGAUAAUCACAUUUGGUAUCAAACUUCCUGCGGGCAUCUACGUGCCAUCCAUGGUGGUUGGUGGUCUAUUGGGCCGGAUUAUCGGGCACCUGAUGCAGUGGCUCAUUCUCGUGACUCCAGACUGGCCCAUUUGGGGCAACUGUGCCUCGGGUGCAAAUGGAACAUGCAUUCAACCUGGAGUAUACGGACUUAUUGCAGCCGGUGCUACGAUGUGUGGUGUCACCAGGCUCUCCGUCACUCUUGCAGUCAUCCUAUUUGAGAUUACGGGCAGCCUGGACUACGUACUUCCAUUCUCUCUCACUAUCCUGGUUGCAAAAUGGACAGCUGAUGCGAUUGAGCACCACAGCAUCUAUGACCUUCUAACCAACAUGAACUCUUACCCUUUCCUGGACAACAAGCACAAGCCUGUUUUCACUGGUGAUUUGGCCGAUAUCGUUCCCCGAGCUCGCCGAGAGCGAGUCAUCGACAUCAGUGAUUCUCCAAUGAUCCCAGCAAAACUCCUGCGAAAGAAGCUCGAGUUGCUUCAUCGUUCCGGGGAGCUGGACGGUGGUCUCCCCAUCCUGCGAGACGAUGUAUUAACCGGAUUGAUCCCGGCGCCAGACCUCCAGUACGCCUUGGACCAGCUAGAAGAUGAAGCAACCAGCUGGUGUCUGAUGGGCUUCCCGGAGCUGACGGCCGGCGAUGCUUAUGAUGAGACGCAAGAGGAAGACCCGUGUGAUUUUACCAAGUUUAUCGACCCUGCUCCCAUGGCACUCGAUAUCAGAUCACCAAUGGAUUUGGUGUAUGAAUGCUUUGCAAAGCUUGGGCUCAGGUACAUUUGUGUGCUCAGGGACGGCAACUAUGCCGGCAUGGUUCACAAGAAGACUCUGGUCAGAUUCAUGCGUGAACAGGAGGAAGAACAAUAUUCUAUCUGA
This is a messenger RNA of Clonostachys byssicola, 2610 nucleotides long. The record is from the annotation of a GenBank genome assembly. NCBI's taxonomy places the organism in Eukaryota, Fungi, Ascomycota, Sordariomycetes, Hypocreales, Bionectriaceae.